Molecule: messenger RNA, 2268 nt
Organism: Colletotrichum graminicola M1.001
Lineage: Eukaryota; Fungi; Ascomycota; Sordariomycetes; Glomerellales; Glomerellaceae
Exons: 1
Coding region: 1-2268 (755 amino acids)
Source: RefSeq, a predicted model, not a curated record
AUGAUCUUGGCCCGCUUGGCCUCGGGCCCCACUGAGGCGCUCCCCGCAAAUGGGGAGGGCGGAAAAGGAGGAGGAGACGGGGAUGUUGGUGGUGGAGGCGGAGGAGGAGGGGGAGGGCCAGUUGGAGUUGGGGUUGGGACAGUUGGAGAUUCCGGGAACACAGUGAUCCUGACCGGGCCAGCCAGUAGCAGGGCGAGUUCGAGCACCUCGACACCGGCUGCCACGGCGCCGUCUGUCAAAUCCCCCACGUCGGGCUUGGGGAGGAAGAGUCGCAGGGGGCUCGGGUCAGGUGCACGUACAGGGUCCAGCAGCAGCAGUGGCAGCGGCGGUAGCAUAAGCGGUGGUGGUGUUGGAGGAGGAGGAGGAGGAGGAGGAGGAGGAGGACGCAGAACUUCAUCCAGAGUUCUUAAGACGACCCCGCCGUCGUCUACCGCCGUGUCCCGGGCCACCUCCGUCUCCCCUACUUCAGCCCUCCUCACUCCUCCUCUCUCGACCGCGGCCACCACAGCUGCCACGACCCGAUCGUCGACUUCGACUCCUGCUGCCGUGGCCGCCGCUGCAAGCCGCAAGGUCUUCCCCAAGAGCAUGGAGCCCCCCGUCGUCUCGUUUUACGGGGCCGAGCCCAUCCCGCUACCCUCGCGCUUCGCCGGCGUCAAGAAGCGGCUCAUCGCCGGCCACGAGGCCGCCGUCGAGGCGUCGUGGCGUCGCCUGCUCGACGCCCUCCGGACCGAGAUCGCCGACAUCCAGGACCGCGGCUCCGAGCUGAUCCCGUCCAUCAACUUCACCGACAUCAACGACCCCGUCCGCGUCGAGGCCUUCGCGCACAGGCUGCGCCGCUACGGCGUCGCCGUCAUCCGCGGCGUCGUCUCGCCCAACGACGCCCGGGGCUGGGUCCAAGAGACGCACGAGUACCUCGACAAGAACCGCGAGUUCAAGCCGCCCGCCCUGCACGACCCGACCUGCAUCGACCUCUUCUGGACGCCCGUCCAGGUGCGCGCGCGCGCCCACCCCAACAUGCUGCGCGCACAAAAGUUCGCCAUGUCCUUCUGGGAGUCGACCGACGACCUGCACAUCACCCGCGCCCCCGUGAGCUACGCCGACCGCCUGCGCAUCCACAACGACAAGCUCGGCGCCGUGGGCCAGCGGAGCGGCAACUCGGCCGCCGACUCGCUCAGCGCCACCGCGUCGUCGACCGUCAUCGCCCAGAUCGACAGCGGCAGCCUGGAGCGAUGGGAGCCCGACGGCUACGGCCGCGGCGGCACCUACGAGGCCGUGUUCCGCGGCGACUGGGAGUCCUACGACCCGUGGGACCCGGCCGGCCGAGUCGGCGCCACGACCGACCUGUACAACGGCGAGGGCGCCUGCAGCGUGUUCCGCAUGUUCCAGGGCAUCCUGGCCCUCACAAAGGUCGAGCAGGGCAUGGUGCGCGUGCUGCCGUCGCCCAAGCUCGUGGCCGCCUACUUCCUCCUGCGGCCCUUCUUCUCGCCCAAGCGCGGCCCGCCGGAGCAACCGGACGGCGGCAAGGCGGACCAGUGGGCCGCUUACUUGGAUGCGUCCAACUGGGCGCUCGACCCGGAGCCCAACACCAUCAUCCACGGCGCCGUCCCGGGCCACGCCCAGCGCCUCACCGAACGCUGGCAUCCGCACCUGCACCUGCGCAGGAGCCUGGUCUCCCUGCCCAGCCUCCGGGCCGGCGACUACGUCAUCUGGCACUGCGACCAGGCCUACUCCAUCAUCACGGGCGGCACGAGGCUCGGCGUCCCCCAGGCGUUACAGAACGAGUCGAACGAGCUGUCUCUCCUGACCUACACGCCCGUGUGUCCCCUGACGCAGACGAACGCGCUGUUCCUCGCCCGCCAGAGGAAAGCCUUCCAGACCGGCCAGCCGGGGCCGGACUUUGACACCCUCGGCGGGCUGGGCAGCGAGGCGUCGCACCAGGACCGUCCCGGCGCCCGAGAGGUCGAGGAGUACGGCGGGGUCGACGGGCUGCGCGCCAUGGGCCUGGCCCCGUACGACGUCGAGCCGGCCGGCGCGCCGCCCAAGCACGCGGACGCCAUGGACGUCGACAACGAAGACAACGAGGGCGUCAGGAACAGGACCAAGACGGAGGCCGAGACGGAGCUCCUGCGUCUCGCCAACAUCAUCCUCUUCCCCAGCCGCUACGACUUCUACAUCCCGACAAGCGGCACGCGGGGCAGCGGCGACCGCACGCCCCGCGCGGUGGCGGGCGGCGCGCCCAAGACGAUGGUGAACGGGAACAAGAGCUGA